UCUUCCCGAAUCGUCUCGCCUUUUCUCGUCGACUGUUUUCGCCGGAGAAUCUCUCAGUAAUGGCUAGGUCACCGAGCAAACACGGCCGCGAUCAAACUCAGGAUUUCCAGGGAUUUUUGAAUGACUUGCAGGAUUGGGAACUUUCAUUGAAGGAUAAAGACAAGAAAAUCAAGCAGAAUUUGUCAAAUCCGACUAGUGAGAAAUUCAGACCGAGUGGUUCAGGGCAGUAUGACUUUGUUAAAAAGUAUGGUCCGAUGAGUGGAUUGUCGAGUAGUUUCGCUGAUGACGAAAGUCCUUUGGAUGCUAAUUCAGAGAAGGAACAGGGGAAUGAAUAUUUCAAGCAGAAGAAGUUCAAUGAGGCCAUCGAUUGUUACUCACGGAGCAUUGCUUUAUCGCCAAAUGCUGUGGCUUUUGCGAAUCGGGCAAUGGCUUAUCUUAAAAUCAAAAGAUAUCGAGAGGCUGAGAUAGACUGCACAGAAGCGUUGAAUCUAGAUGAUCGAUACACGAAAGCAUACUCACGCCGAGCAACAGCAAGAAAGGCGCUCGGCAUGGUUAAAGAAGCUAUGGAAGAUGCCGAGUUUGCUUUAAGGUUAGAGCCUCAGAGCCAAGAACUUCAGAAGCAAUAUGCCGACAUCAAAUCUUUGCUCGAGAAAGAAAUCAUUGAGAAAGCCUCUGGAGCAAUGCAAAGCACUGCACAAGAACUGCUGAAAACAGCUGGGUUAGAUAAGAAAGCUAAAAUCCCAAAUACAGAUACAAAAAAACCGGUGACCCUAGUGGCCAAAACAAACGGGGAUAUGGUUCGGCCUGUUUCACGUAGCAAUGAAAGUUCAGGGAAGAAGCUCAUUGAAAGCGUAGAUCCUGAGGAGAAACAUAAAGAAGGUUCCAAGAAAAUUUCAGCUAUCACUGAAAAUGUAGAUAAUAAGAAAGUGACACCUAUAAGCCAAAGUUAUGAAAAGGAAGCAAAGUCUUCUGGCGGAAAUGUUACUCAGCCUUCUGAACAGGUAAACCAAGUCUCUACAAAGCUGGAACUCAAGCCAUCAGUCCAAGAGCUUGCUACUCGUGCAGCUUCACUUGCAAUGUCUGAAGUUACUAAAAACAUCAAAGCCCCAAAAUCUGCUUACGAAUUUGAAAAUACUUGGCGGAGUUUCUCUGGCGACCGCGCAUUACAAAAGCAAUUGUUGAAGGUUAUGACUCCGAGCUCUCUACCUCAGAUUUUCAAGAACGCCUUAACGUCUCCGGUGCUGGUUGACAUAAUCAAAUGUGUAGCCUCGAUUUUCACUGAAGACAUGGAUUUGGCUGUUAAAUACAUUGAGAACCUAACAAAGGUUCCGAGAUUUAACAUGCUCGUCAUGUGCCUUACUUCAACCGAGAAAAAUGAGCUUUUGAAGAUAUGGGAGGAUGUUUUCUGCAGUAAAGCAACUCCAAUGGAAUAUGCAGAAGUAUUAGACAAACUGAGACUGAAAUACUGCCUGAAACAGUAACUUAGGAGAUGGCUCCUUUUAGCAGCAUACAUGGUGAAGAUUUUGCAUACCCAUUAAGCAUAUUUGUCUAUUAUACUUGCGGUCCAGACAGAUACCGGUUUAAUUGGAACUUAGAAUAGAAACAAUGGGAUUUCUAUUUCCAACGAUGAGAUGGAAAAGAAGAAUCAUGUUCUUAUGGAAUCGGAUCUUUCUACUUUAGGAUAUAAUCUCACAAAGUCUGCUAUUUGAAGCAAAUCAGAGGCAAGAAUUUCGACCAAUCGUAUCGUUAUCG
Messenger RNA from Eutrema salsugineum, 1752 nucleotides. RefSeq names its product RNA polymerase II-associated protein 3. The transcript has 12 exons. The record is from RefSeq and is a predicted model, not a curated record. Gene Ontology annotation, molecular function: protein binding. Lineage: Eukaryota; Viridiplantae; Streptophyta; Magnoliopsida; Brassicales; Brassicaceae. Bases 60 to 1481 code for a protein of 473 amino acids.